AUGAAAAAUGAGUCCUCUACGACAACCCACAAACGGCGAGCUGGCGAUGAAAUGCCGGAUUCCUUCGUGAAAGGUGAAAUCCAUGAGAAGAAUGUUAUGCUGAGCGCCUUGUGGAGAGUUCAUGGAAUCUACCGUUUCGAACUGCUGCCGGACAACACGACAGUUGCUGCCGAGGUCUACUGCGUUCAACUGCAAAGACUGGCCGACAAGAUCCGCAAGGAGCACCCAAAGCUCGACAACGUUCGCCUGCUGCACGAGACGCGCGCCCUCACAUUGCGAAGAAGACUUCCCAGAAAAUUCUGGACCUCGGAUGGGAAAUUCUACCGCACCCACUGUACAGACCGGACCUGGCCCCGAACGACUUCCACCUCUUCCGAUCGCUUCAGCAUCAGCUGGAAGAAAAGCGCUACGGUGAUCGUGACCACCUUGAAAAUGACCUUCGGGCUUUCUUUGCCUCCAAUUCGCCGGAGUUCUACGCCAAAGGAAUCCGUGAUCCCGUGA
Messenger RNA from Necator americanus (New World hookworm), 501 nucleotides. RefSeq lists its product as uncharacterized. Gene Ontology annotation, molecular function: nucleic acid binding. The coding region runs from base 1 to 501 and encodes 166 amino acids. The record is from RefSeq and is a predicted model, not a curated record. The transcript has a single exon. NCBI's taxonomy places the organism in Eukaryota, Metazoa, Nematoda, Chromadorea, Rhabditida, Ancylostomatidae.